Cuscuta europaea is the source of this 2499-nucleotide messenger RNA. Lineage: Eukaryota; Viridiplantae; Streptophyta; Magnoliopsida; Solanales; Convolvulaceae. The record is from the annotation of a GenBank genome assembly.
AUCUGGAUUAAUUAAAAAUCCCUAGCGCCCGAUUUUAGCCGCCUAGAGCGAGUUCUGUGCGAACGAAAGAAGACAGGGUUCUGUGCGAACGAAAGAAGACGGAAGAGCAGUUCAGCGACUUGAGAGCUUUGGACAGACUUCGAGCGGAUGGCGUUCUAGCGGACGGUGGACGGCGUUCCAGCAGACAGCGGACGGCGUUCUAGUGGACGGCGGGCAGCCAUCGAGCCGCGGACAGCGUUCGAGCAGCGGAAGACAUUCGAGUGGCUUUCGAGUAGGCGAACCUUCCUUUUCAGGUUUUACUACUUUUUAGGUCCAUGCAUUGAAAGUUUAACAUGCAUUGAAAGUGAUGCUGCUCUUGCUUCGGCUAAAAAAGCAGCAAGUGCGUCUCAACUUGCAGGUCUUGUCCCAAUUUCUCAGAUGCAGCCUCAUAGUGGAUAACCUGGUUCCCUUUCCAAUAUUCUUCAAGGUAAUGGACUCCCAAUUGCCCCUAAUGAUAUAUCAGCCACAACAGCAGCAUUUCUUGCUGCGAAGAAUUUGCAGCAGAACUUGGCUAAGCUUCAGAAUGAGGUCAUGCCUGAGCAUUAUGAAGCUGAGUUGGAAAUUAAUGAUUUUCCUCAAAAUGCUUGUGGGAAAGUGACACACAAAGAGACCCUAGAUCCUAUUUCAGAAUGGACUGGAGCUGCCAUCACUACCAGGGGCUAUUAUAUCCCACCUGAGAAGGUACCUGGACCAGGGGAUAGGAAAUUGUACUUGUUCAUUGAGGGCCCUACAGAGCAAUCUGUCAAGAGGGCAAAAACUGAGUUGAAACGUGUUUUAGAGGACAUAAAUAUGCAAGUAACAUCACUUGCAGGCUCAGCUCAGCUAGGGAGAUACUCAGUUGUGUAAGUUGACAUGAUGAGCUAUAAGAAGAUCCGGUGUAGGAAUGAAACCUUUAUGACUACACAAUGUGUAAAUGAUCUCAUUUGGCGUACACUCCUACCAGUGAUAUUGUGAUCAGAUGCUUACUUGAAUACCAUUAUUUUCAGGAAAAGGUUGUGCUUCAGUUAGACCUAUGACAUAUUUGCUUGGAACUUCUCAUCUUGAAACUGUUACAAAGGUAAGCCCCUUCUUUUAUUUUCAUUUCAAAACCAUCUUAUUUUAAUUUAUUGACAAUUCUUCUUCUUACUGUUAUUUUAUGGGAUGUUUUCCAAAAGGGCUAUGCCUUACCUUUUUUUGUUGUUUUUACCGUUUGUUUAGUUCGAUGCCUUAAAUGAAUGUUUGUGGAGUCUAAACUUGUUUUUUUUCAUCUUUAAUGCUUGAUUAAUGUUUUCAUCUCUAACACUUUAUUGUUAUAUAUGAAAUUAUUUGCAGUUUUUCUAUUUCUGUUAAAGUUGAUAUCGUGAUAUGCUUUUUCGAUUUGAAGUAUUUGUUAUUUGAAUGCUAACUAUCUUUUUCGUUUAAAGAUAACUUUUGUUUGAAAUGUGAACUUAAUCAACUACUAUUCUUUGUGUCUAAGUUAUUAGCCUAAAUUCAGGCAGAGACAGAACAAGGCUCCGGUAUACUCUUAUUGCGAGUGACGUGACUGCGGCUCCAGCAUACUCUUAUCGCGACUGACGCGUCGUGGCUCCAGCAUACUCUUAUCGCAAUUGCGGCUCCAGCAUUGAGUGUAGAUCACGAUUUUGUACCUUCAUCGUUGGAUGACAUUCACAAGCCGAGCAGUAGACUGACGUUCGAAUGCAUCUCCUAUGUGUCUCAUCACAUUUAACGUUCCUCUCAAUUGCUCAAUUUCCAGUUUAGCUGCGUGUUUUGCAUGUAGUUGUUUCACAAGUGUAAUUAUUUUUGCCUAUUCUGUUCUUCAACUAAUUUCAUCAUUUUUCAUAUGCCCUCCUUUGCUCUUCAGUGGCAGCAGAAAUUGAACUGUUUAGGGGAGCAUUAUGUUUAGGGGAGCGUUUUCUUUUGGGAAAACGGCGGAUUGGACCUAAGCCACUAUAACCCAAACUCACUCAAAGUAUGACAUGGAGAAUAAUGAUUACACUAUAGAACCAUUUCUUGACACUAUUAUUUUUAAUAGAGUACAGUUUGAGCCAUUUAUUUCCUUGGUUGAGAGAGCAGGCUGAAGAUUUAGGAGCUAGGCUUUGCUCCUAGUGAGGUCAUCUUACUUUUCUUGUAGAGAAUUGUUGGGGAUCUUUAUUAGUGCGAUUCGCCAAUCUGGAACCAUUCUCAUCAAAAGAGAUUGAUGAAGUACGAACUCGUUGGGCACCAUAUUUCUUAGAAAUGACGCAAUCCAUCAACGACACACGAUGAACGUGUUUAUUUAUGUUUUUGAGUGAUGAUGAGACUUGUAACUUUAUACAAUGUGUUAUUACUCUAGACUUGUGCAAGGAUUGUUUUAUUUUAGCUUAUUAUUAUGUACUAAGUUGUUACUUGAACUUGUUGAACAUUUGUGGAAGAAUUGAAAAAUAGCUUGUGUUAUUGUUUUAGAUGGAUCAAGUGAACAGGUGAAAAAUUGUGCUAUACUAG